Messenger RNA from Vitis vinifera (wine grape), 1494 nucleotides. RefSeq lists its product as uncharacterized. Lineage: Eukaryota; Viridiplantae; Streptophyta; Magnoliopsida; Vitales; Vitaceae. Gene Ontology annotation, biological process: U1 snRNA 3'-end processing; TRAMP-dependent tRNA surveillance pathway; nuclear polyadenylation-dependent mRNA catabolic process. Gene Ontology annotation, cellular component: cytoplasmic exosome (RNase complex); nuclear exosome (RNase complex). The transcript has 9 exons. Bases 444 to 1307 code for a protein of 287 amino acids. The record is from RefSeq and is a predicted model, not a curated record.
UAUUAUUUAAAAAAAAAGGAUUUUUUAAAAUAUCAUUUUUUUAAAAUAAUUAUAUUUAGAAACACUUUUUAUUAUUUUAUUUAUUUUUGUAUUUGAAAUCCAUCGUCUCUCCCUCUCUAAAACCCUUCCCCUUCUCUCUUUUCUCUCCCCACCAAAUCCAUCAUCUCUUCUCUCUAAAACCCUAAUUUCCGAAAUAUCCGUGCCGUUUCCGGAGAACCGCCGCCGGCAUAUUGCAGUUCGGCGACCGAAGUCAGUGGAAGGAUUCUCGACUCCUGAUACCAUAGCCUUAGUCUACCUACUUGGGGUCCGGUCCAGGCUCAGCCCAUUAUCAUCUGUAUUAGAGUUCAGUACGUUCGCAGCACAAGAAGCCGGUGUCUCUAUUUACACAGAAGCAUUCAAUCAUUUCUUUUCCCAACGCUGCGUUUCGAUCUCUGAAUUCGAGGAUGGUGGGUCUAUCUGUUGGUGAGAAGCAUUUCAUACAGGGUGGCAUUGCUCAAGACCUUCGUACUGAUGGUCGAAGAAGGUUAACAUAUCGACCUUUCAAUGUAGAAACUGGAGUCAUCCCACAGGCUAAUGGAUCAGCAAGAGUCAGGUUGGGUGGAACUGAUGUUAUUGCCAGUGUGAAGGCUGAGCUUGGAAAACCAAGCCCAUCACAACCUGACAAGGGAAAGGUCAAUAUAUAUGUGGAUUGCAGUCCCACGGCUGCACCAAUGUUUGAGGGCAGAGGAGGGGAGGAAUUGUCAACAGAACUUUCAGGUGCUCUUCAGCAUUGUCUCCUUGGUGGUAAAAGUGGAGCAGGGGCUGGAAUUGAUCUCUCAUCUCUGGUAGUUGUGGAAGGAAAGGUUUGUUGGGAUCUCUAUAUUGAUGGCCUUGUGGUUAGUUCUGAUGGAAAUCUGCUGGAUGCCUUAGGUGCUGCCAUUAAGGCUGCUCUGACCAACACGGGCAUCCCAAAAGUCGAAGUUGCCGUUGGUGCAUCUGGGGAUGGCCUACCAGAGGUUGAUAUAAGUGAUGAUGAAUAUUUACAGUUUGACACCUCUGGGGUCCCUGUCAUAGUUACCUUAACAAAGGUUGGUAGGCAUUAUAUUGUAGAUGCAACUUUAGAAGAGGAAUCCCAAAUGAGCUCAGCAGUUUCUGUUUCAGUGAGCGGGCAAGGCCGCAUAUGUGGGCUGAUCAAACGAGGGGGUGCAGGUCUAGAUCCAAGCGUUAUACUUGAUAUGAUAUCUGUGGCAAAACAUGUAAGUGAACAACUUAUGAAUAAAUUGGAUUCUGAGAUAUCUGCUGCAGAAGCCUUUGAAGAAGAGUCAUGACUACCUUGGAACUCCUGAUAUCACUCAACCUAGCUCUAUACAAAACUGUAGUUGGAUGCAGUAUUUGUUGUACACUAACAAACUAACCGAAUUACUAAGUAGCAUUCUGUAUUCUUAUUUACAAAGUUCACAUUUUUCUUAGCACAUGAAUGGGAAUAUGCAUGCAGGUUUUUUUUUGUUUGAAGAA